GUGGAGAUCUCACACGGUGAAGACUUUUAUAUUUUCAGAAGAUUAAAACGCGUCUAAUUUGGACUGGUUGUUUUAAGUGUGUGGAGUUUGUUGCUUAGCAGCGUGGAGCGCGUCUCGUGAUUGGCCGAUAUCUCGCACUCGCUCCAGCGCUCUUUGAAAAGCUCGUGAAAGGUGCGCGAGCGCGCUACAGAACUGUUCACAACUCUAAACCAGCGAAUAGCGCAUCUUCACUUUGAGCAUUUUAUUUUGAACGUAUUUGCAUUAUGCACGUCAGUUCGUCGACGCUCAACAUCUUUUGAAGUGCGAAAAGAAAGAAUUGUAAAGAGACAAAUGGAUGCAAGUGCACGAGGUUUUAAUGUGGGUUUAUAGUCUGGAGGGCUCGUGUUACCCAGAACACCAUGAUUACUGAUUCGUCGAAUCCGGCAGAGUUUUACGAGGACAGCGCUUCACUUCUGUCCUUAGACUCCAGUGUAUUUUUCAGUGAGCCCGUUCUGCCAAGCGCUGAUCCGCUGGACUUCUUCAUUAUAAAUGUCGGAGGCAGUCGCUACAUCCUCUCUCAGGAAUUGUUGGCCUCCCACCCCGAGACUCGCUUGGGUAAGUUGGCCCUUUCCACCCGAGACUCUGCCUUAGAUUUGUGCGACGAUGCGGAUUUCAUGGAGAACGAGUACUUCUUUGACCGCAACUCGCAGACCUUUCAGUACAUCAUGAACUUUUAUAAGACGGGCCGUUUGCAUGUGCGCGAGGAGCUGUGCGUGAUCUCCUUCCUGCAAGAGAUUGAAUACUGGGGCAUUGACGAGCUCCGCAUAGACAGCUGUUGCAGGGACAAAUACUACCGAAGGAAGGAAAUAAAGGAGUCGAUGGAGAUUAAUAAGGAUUCUGAGGUAAUAGACAGUGAUAAUGAGGACUUUAAUGGAAUUAUAUGCCAGGACUUGCGGCAACGCCUCUGGGACCUGAUGGAGAAGCCGGAUUCCUCCAAGGCGGCGAAGACAUUUGGGACGCUUUCCAUGCUUUUUGUGGUGGUGUCAAUAGUGAACAUGUCACUGACAUCGCUCGACUUCACUAUUCUCGGAGCACCCAUCCUGGAUGUUCUCGAAUACGUUUGUAUCAUCUGGUUUACAGGUGAACUGGUUCUCAGGUUUAUGUGCGUUAAGGAUAAGUGUAAGUUCAGCAGGAGCGUGGUGAACAUCAUAGACUUGCUGGCAAUUUUGCCAUUCUAUGUGACUUUGGCGGUGGAGAGCCUGCAUGGCGAAUCUACGGAGCUGGAAAACGUUGGACGAGUAGUUCAGGUCUUGCGACUGAUGAGGUCGCUGAGGAUGCUAAAACUUGGCAGACACUCCACAGGUCUUAAAUCUCUGGGCAUGACGAUAACUCUGUGCUACGAGGAAGUUGGUCUCCUGAUGCUGUUUCUUUCCGUCGGCAUCUCCAUCUUCGCCACGGUGGAAUACGCCAUUGAGCAUGACAUUCCAGAGACCACCUUCCCCAACGUGCCCAGUGCCUGGUGGUGGGCCACCACCUCCAUGACCACGGUGGGCUACGGAGACAUCCGUCCCGACACGGUACUGGGAAAGAUAAUGGCCUUUAUCUGCAUCCUCUCUGGGAUCCUCAUCCUCGCGCUGCCUAUCGCCAUCAUCAACGAUCGAUUCUCCGCCUGCUACUUCACUCUCAAAAUGAAGGAGGCGGCGCUUCGGCACGGAGAGGCUCUGAAGCGGCUGACGCGCAGCUCGACCUCGGACAUGACGGCGAUAGGGGUGAACCUGCGCGACGCCUACGCCAGAAGCGUGCUGGAGAUGCUGCGGUUGCAGGGGCGGGAGCGAGAGCGGGCGAGCACACGCAGUAGCGCAGGAGAUCUCUGGUGGUAACAGAAGGCCUACAUACUAACAGACACAAAGUGUGUGUGAGUGUGUGAGAGAGAGAGAGUGAGAAACACAGAGGUCUUUUAAAGGACAGCACAACCUUUUCAGCUGAAAAUGUGUGAUUUUUAUGACACUAGCAGCAUUGAAUUGAAUUGCAAAAAUAAUGAGUGUUCUCGAACAGGUUUCCGCCCUUCAGCUAUUGAUUGGGCAUUUUGGUAGUCCCCGCCCCAUUGGUUCAUUGGUUGAGUUGCUGAUAAUGUGCCACCCUAAACAAUCAUGUCAUGUUGAAAGCAGCAUAAUGCAUGCUAAGAAGUGUUUCCUUUUUUUGGGAGUCCACAAAUGCGUCUGCAUACUAAAUUGCAGUAGCGGCUGGUGACUACUCUUCCGAGGGGCGCAAAUUCAAUUAAGUGUUCAGAGUGCAAUGUGUGUUGCUCGUGUUUUCAAAAUAUGUGUUUGUUGCGUCAUGUGAACCAUGUGCAUCACGUGUUUUGUCAAAAUAAGUGCCUGCUGCACACGCGUCAAAACCGUUUAAGAUAAAAGAGAUGCUUACAUUCAUAAAAUACACUCAAGACACUCCCUUAACAGUAAACUCUGAUUACACAUGAGAUUAUGCGAGUAUCUGGCAAAUGCGAGCUUCUCUUACAUCAUAAACCCUUUAGACGCAUCUGUAGCAGGCACUUAUUUUGACAAAACACGCGAUGCGUUAAACCCAUAUUUUGAAAUUACGAACCACACACAUGACGGGCUACAAAUAUAUUGUGACGAACUUCGCAUGGUGCACCCUCGAAAAAAGAAGUUAACGGCCGCCACUGCUAAAUUGUGAUUUUUAAACACAAGCAGAGCAAAUGUUUAUGCAUAUUUGCAUAAAAGGUUGAACUGGCAUUGCAUUCAUCAAUUCAACAAAUGCAGCAAUUUCAACAGAAUCCCUUUAUACUUUAGGUUUGCCAGAAGCAUGUUCUGUUUAUAUUUGUAUAAAA
Messenger RNA from Paramisgurnus dabryanus, 2830 nucleotides. RefSeq names its product potassium voltage-gated channel modifier subfamily V member 1 (gene kcnv1). Gene Ontology annotation, biological process: potassium ion transmembrane transport; protein homooligomerization; action potential. The record is from RefSeq and is a predicted model, not a curated record. Gene Ontology annotation, molecular function: voltage-gated potassium channel activity; protein binding. Lineage: Eukaryota; Metazoa; Chordata; Actinopteri; Cypriniformes; Cobitidae. Gene Ontology annotation, cellular component: membrane; voltage-gated potassium channel complex.